AUGGUAUGGACUGGAGGUGACAUGUUUGAUUCCCAAAGCAUGCAGAGCAUGGGUGAAAACUUUGGAUUUAAAAUUGGUACCUUGAUCUGUUUGGACAACCUUUGGCAACCCAAAUGUAGAGAAGAACUUUACCAGAGCCUUGGUGAUGACAGGAAGGUGAUUUUCCUCAGGGUGCUGGUGUGUGGAGACUGUCCCUCCUCUAAACUCUCGGUCCUGGUUCUGGCUCAGAGGUUGGGCUUCAGGGCGGUGGACGCGGGGGGUCUGUGCGCGUCCGGGGCCCUGGAGGAGGCGCCGCUGCUCCUGUUCCCGUCCUGGAGAGGUCCUCUGCUCGCCGCCGCGACCCUCUUCACCUUCUUCUACCUCUACACCGCCCUCAAAAACGUCCUGAUGCCCUACCUGGACCGCGGGGAGAACAACCUGUACCACCUGCCCCUGGUCACGGUGAACCAGGCCCUGCCCGCCGUGGCCCUGGUGACGCUGGCGCUGGUUUAUCUGCCAGGUCUGUUGGCGUCUGUGCUGCAGCUCUACAGAGGCACUAAAUACAAGCGCUUCCCCGAUUGGCUGGACCGGUGGAUGUGCGCCCGGAAACAGCUGGGGCUCCUGAGCUUCCUGUGCGCCGCCCUCCACGCCGUCUACAGCGUGUGUCUGUCCAUCCGCAGGGCCUCGGGCUACAUGAUCCUCAACGCGGCGUAUCGACAGGUAAAGGCAGGUGUAGAAAACUCGUGGGUGGAGACGCAGGUCUGGAGGUCGGACUUGUACCUCUCCAGUGGAAUUCUGGGACUUGGAGUUCUGUGUGUGUUGGCCCUGACCUCGCUGCCCUCUGUGGGACACGCGCUGAACUGGAGGGAGUUCACUUUUGUACAGGUCAGACAAGAAACAGCUCUUAACCCAUUGACGCCGGAUGCAGCGCAGCGCUGA
This is a messenger RNA of Boleophthalmus pectinirostris (great blue-spotted mudskipper), 918 nucleotides long. Its product is annotated as metalloreductase STEAP3-like. The record is from RefSeq and is a predicted model, not a curated record. The transcript has 4 exons. NCBI's taxonomy places the organism in Eukaryota, Metazoa, Chordata, Actinopteri, Gobiiformes, Gobiidae. The coding region runs from base 1 to 918 and encodes 305 amino acids. Gene Ontology annotation, biological process: copper ion import. Gene Ontology annotation, molecular function: cupric reductase (NADH) activity; ferric-chelate reductase (NADPH) activity. Gene Ontology annotation, cellular component: endosome; plasma membrane.